CAUCGGAAGUGUAACGUUCCCUGUCUUUCCCCGCACUGUGGACUGAAAACAAGAACGCAUGUCAUUCCAUUUUUUUUGUGACUGAAUAUUUCAGGUUCUUUUUGUACACGAACGUAUACCUGCUGCUCGGAGACAGAUUCUACGUCAAAAAGACAAACAGCCACUCCUGUCUUUCUUUCUUUCAAGCUGGCGAAGGAACGUGAAGGCUGUCGGUUAUAAUGUCACAGGCCACUAAACGCAAACACGUUGUCAAGGAGGUUCUUGGAGACUUUGUCACACCCACAGAAAACCAGCAGAUCGUAAAGGUAACUGGGAGCCGUGGUAACAACCUACAUGAUGCUGUAACAGCUCAGGGUGAGACCUUCUUGGUGAGCAUGCCCACCAAGUUCCGCAAGAACAUCUGGAUCAAGAGAGGUGACUAUGUGAUUGUGGAUCCUAUUGAAGAAGGAGAGAAGGUGAAGGCAGAGAUCAGCUUUAUUCUCUACAAGGAUCACAUUCAAUACCUACAAAAACAGAACCUCUGGCCAGAGGGCUUUAUGGACGAGCAUUCGACGCAGGAUAAGACAAAGAAAAAGCUGGAAAAGGACGAGGACGAGGAUGCUAGUGAUUCUGAAGAUGACGAUAGCGACCUCUUUGUAAACACUAACCGCUGUAACUAUCAGUACAGUGAAAGUGAGGAGGAGGAGGACGAUAGCGAAGAGGAUGAGGACAGGGAUCAGGACAAAGAGAAAAGGAGGGAAAAUGCCUCAUAGCAGCAGCACUGAGGACACGGACAAUCAGGAGUUGUGAAACAGAUGCGACAGCAUGCUCUCCUGUAUUGCUGUCAUCACUGACUGACGCUAUGAUGAUCUGAAGCAAUGGUCCACCUGCAACAGCGCCCUCUGCAGUUCAUGUACUGAAUGGCUGGGCUCAUUCAAUGUAUUUAGUAAUUCCUGCUUGUUUUACAAAUCUGUGAGAUUAAAAUGUAUCUGAAAUUUAA
Molecule: messenger RNA, 979 nt
Organism: Pundamilia nyererei
Lineage: Eukaryota; Metazoa; Chordata; Actinopteri; Cichliformes; Cichlidae
Gene: eif1ad
Product: eukaryotic translation initiation factor 1A domain containing
Exons: 5
Coding region: 219-752 (177 amino acids)
Biological process (GO): translational initiation
Cellular component (GO): nucleus
Molecular function (GO): translation initiation factor activity; RNA binding
Source: RefSeq, a predicted model, not a curated record